This is a messenger RNA of Postia placenta MAD-698-R-SB12, 5604 nucleotides long. RefSeq lists its product as hypothetical. Gene Ontology annotation, biological process: positive regulation of Rho protein signal transduction; intracellular signal transduction. The transcript is spliced from 18 exons. Lineage: Eukaryota; Fungi; Basidiomycota; Agaricomycetes; Polyporales; Adustoporiaceae. Bases 1 to 5604 code for a protein of 1867 amino acids. The record is from RefSeq and is a predicted model, not a curated record. Gene Ontology annotation, molecular function: calcium ion binding; guanyl-nucleotide exchange factor activity; actin binding.
AUGGCGCAAUGGGGGCAGCAGGGCUACCAAUAUCCUAUGCAAACAGGUUAUAACCCUCAGUUCCAACAGGGAUUCCAACCAGGCGGCGGCAUAGCACCGCAGCCAACUGGCUUUCCCGCUCAACGACCCCAAGGCUUCCAACAACCGCAGCAGACCGGAUUUCCAGGCGUAUCGAGCUUCCAGCAGCCUCAACAGACUGGAUUUCCUCAGCAGCAGGCUCUAUUACCCCAGCAGACAGGCUUUCCCGGUGCUGGCAGCGGUUUCCAGCAGCGGGCCCCACCCCCGCCUCCGCCAGUCCCACCGAUCCCGUCACAAUUCCAGCAGCAGAAUGCGGGCAGGUUCAUGGCUGCGUCGCCGCUCACGGCGCAGCCGACUGGCUACCCUGGCGCAGGCGGGAUGCGCCCGCUCAUGCCGCAGAUGACAGGCUACGUGGACCCACGUCUGCAGAUGAUGUCGAGUACGUUCCUACCCGCGAACCCUUCAAUGCCGUACAAUCAGGCAGGCGCGCCGCAGCUGCCAUCAGCACAGCUGCAGGGCGGUAUGUCACUCCAACAGUCAUUCCAGCAGCACAAUCAGGCCCAGCGGGGGAACACGACGCCGAAGGUCCCGUGGGCGCUGUCCAAGGCGGAGAAGAAGAACUAUGACCAAAUAUUCCGUGCCUGGGACUUGCAAAGCACAGGGUUCAUCAAUGGACAGACAGCACUCGAAGUGUUCGGACAGAGUGGAUUAGACAAGAACGAUCUAGCGAAGAUAUGGGCGUUGGCAGACGUCGACAACCGCGGGAAGCUCAAUCUGGCAGAGUUUCACGUUGCUAUGGGCCUCAUUUAUCGAUGUCUGAACGGGAACGAGAUUCCUGACGAGCUCCCUGCCGAGCUUGUACCGCCGUCGCACAGAGAUCUCGACACGUCGGUCAACCUGCUCAAGGACAUCUUAAAGAAUGAUACACGCGCGCGCUCACCAUCAGGUCUAGACGCACCAGUUUCGAAGCUGAAGGAACGGUCUUUCAACAGCACGUCUGCACCGGGUGCUGGCGGGCGUCAAGACGCGACGGUCUACAAGUAUAAGGAUGAGAGCCCGCCGGGAGGAUUCUACCAGCCCCGAUCACGCCAUGUGGAUCGUAGCACAGUUCGCACUGCGGCCGAAAGCGAGAACCCUACCGCAGAUCUCGAUGACAUGAAGCGGCAGCUGGAGAACACAGCGAAGAUGCUGGAUCGAUCCGCCGACGAGAACGCGUCGCGGACAGCAGAGGACGAGGCACUUGAACGCGAGAUGGAGGACCUGCGCUACCGGGUGAACAGGGUGAAGGACGACCUCGACUACGUGUCUCGCGGCCCCAGGAGCGUUGCUAAGGACGAGGAGCGCCGACGGCUGGAGCGUGAGUUGCUGAAACUUAUGCAUGAGCGCAUACCGGAGGUGGAGAGGAAGAUCAAGGACAGGGAGGAGAGGCGGGCGCGGGAGAAGCGUGAGUGGGCACGCGAGCGAGAUAGGCGCAACGAGCGUUUCGGCAGAUAUGAUGACCGGGACGACCGUCAUUCGUCGCGCUACGACGACGAUCGGGAUAGGUAUCGCAGGAGCUCGUAUGACCGGGACGAGAGGGAUCGCGACUACGACCGAGACCGGCCCUACUCGCGUAACAGAGACAAGGACUAUGACCACGACCGCGACCGCGAACGUGACCGUGACCGCGAUCGCGACUACGACAGACCCCGCAGCCCGUACGCCGCUCGCUCUCCUCCGCCGGCGCCACCGUCCGCUCCUCCCCCAAGCGCCAUCAGCAAUCCGCCUCCUCCGGUGCCGACGCCGAGUAAGUCCCCUGCGCCGAAUGUCAGAAACAUGUCAGCAGAGGAGCGCAAGGCAUUCAUUCAAGCAGAGGCCAAGCGCCGCAUGCAGGAGCGCAUGGCUGCUCUAGGUGUCUCCAAUACUCCGUCACCGUCCCCCAAACUGGAUAAUACCGUGGAGGACCGCUUGGCGCGCGAGAGACAGGAGGCAGAAGAGAGGGCACGUCAGGCCGAGAAGGAAGCGGAAGAGAGGGAAAGGGUGCGUAGGGAACGGCUGCAGAGCGAGAAAGCCUUGAAGGAUGGUGCGGCGUCGCCUGCUCCUCCUACGCCCACUGCAGCAACAUCCGCUCCGCUUGCACCUCCCACACCGUCUACACAGGUGCCGACACCAAAACCGACGCCACCGCCUCCUAAGCCGAGGGCACCUGCCCCGCCCCCUCCGAGGAAGGUCCCCGCCCCGCGCGCACCCGCUACUAGGCCAGCCGCUCCGCCUGCGCCUGCGCCUGUGGUCGCUGCUCCAAGGCAAGAUCCCGAGGAAGACCCCGAGGAGCAGGAAAUUCGCAAACGCCAGGAGGCGCUGCGCAAGCAGCGCGAACGCCUGGAAAGGCUGCGUCAGUUGGAGCAGGAAGAGGAGGAGGCGAGGCGUGCGGAGGAGGAAUAUCAGGCCAAACGCCGUGCAUUCCAGGCGAAGACAGCUUCGCCAGUGCCAACACCACCUGCUGCAAUUACACCUGCCCCGCCAGCACCUAUCGCACCCCCUGCUCCCGAAAUCGCUAGCCCGCCGACGGCCCCAGCACCUCCGCCGCCUCCUCCUCCCCCCGUUGCCAGUCCGCCUACUGAUAAGUCCGCCACUAAUCCGUUCAGUCGCAUGCUCAAGGAAAGCCCUGGAGCCGCGAGCUCACCGCCGACGCCGGCGACAAACGGUAGUACCAACCCCUUCUUUAAGAACCAGGUAUCAUCACCAUCGGCACCUCCCGCGUCUACGCCUCCUACGUUCUUUACUCCUCCGGUACCGCCUGCGUCUGCUGUUCCCCCUUCAUCAAAGAGCCCAGCUCCACCUGCAGUCAAGACGACAUACCACACGGCACCUGGGGAGAGCGAAGGAGAGUGGGAUGAAAUUGAAGAGAAGGAUGAUGACGAUAGCAGUGAUGACGAACUAGACUCAUCUCGCGACACUCGCAACAAGUUGGCGCAGGCGUUAUUCGGUGGCAUUCUGCCCCCGUCACGCCCACAGUCGGCUGCGGCCGCGUCUUCCAAGCCACCGCCUCCAGUUGAAGCCUCGUCGACUCUGUCCGCACCCCUUCCUCCGCCGUCUGCUCCGCCAACUAUGGAUAGCGCGCCUGUCCCGCCGCCUCCGCCCAUGGCGCCGGCUGCACCGCCCCCUCCUGCAGUCGCUGCUCCGGCUCCUACCGGCGAUCGCAGUGCCUUGCUGAGUGCCAUUCAGAUGGGUGCUAGGCUGCGCAAGGCACAAACAAACGACCGGAGUGCCGCGCCGGUAUCUGGCAAGGUAGUGGGCGAUACGGCUCCACCCCCGCACAUCAAUCCUGCUGCUAGGGCACCUUCGCCUCCUGCUCCCAGUGAAUCGAUUCCUGCUACUUUGGAGAUGCCCACGUUGUCUUCGCAAAGGUCCAGCAACAGAGACUCUGUUGAUUGGUAUGCUGGUCUUGCUGCGGAUAGUGGGGCAGUACAACCAGCACAGCUGGAGCAUUUACCGUCGACGCAAGAAGAGGACGAGCCCGAUACCCCCGUGCCUGAAAUCAAAGUCGAUACUGCUGAAAAUGAUCCAAUGUCUGAUGUCGACAAACUUACUGAAUACCACGUUCGCUCCUUAUAUCCGUAUGAAGGCCAACGAGCCGAAGAUCUCUCAUUUGCAGAAAACCUAAUGCUAAUAGCGCAUCCCUCGAAAAGUGGGGGCGAGUGGUGGUACGGCACGCUUGUUCGCGACGGGAAAUCUGGUUUCUUCCCGAAGACAUAUGUCGCGCAAAUUGAACAAGUGAAGGCCAGAGCACUGUACUCCUACACCGGUAGCAGCACCGACGAACUUCCGUUCUCUGAAGGAGACGAACUGUCUAUUGUCGACCGCAGCGAAGCCGAUUGGUGGAAGGCCGAGCAAGGCGGAGUUAUAUUCAUCGUCCCCGCUGGAUACCUAGAAGUUAUGGAGGAGAUCGUCGAAUCCGAUGAGGAGUCUGCUUCUGGAUCUGACUAUGAUUCUUUUUCUGAGUCAGACACAGGAGAAGACGAGGAGAUGAAUGAAGAGGUUCGUGCUGUUGAGCGGGAGGCACGAGAGCUGGAGCGUCAGCGUGUCCUUGAAGCUGCCGGUUUCAUCAUCAAGUCCGAUGUCAAGCCACCCCCCAGGCCUGUGCGAACAAGGAGCCGUCGCAAACGUCGCCCGCCACCUGCAGUCCCAAGACCUCGAUCCACUUCAAGUCUUCCGUCGUCCCCAGGGAAAGAUCUACCUGAACCUCCCGAACCUGAGGACGCAGACCAUUCAUUACGGCUGGAUGAUGCAUUUGAGCGCUAUGAAGCCUUCAGGCAGGCGAAUCCAAACGUGAACAGGCUCUCGAUCGCCUCCAUGGAUAGCAACACGUCCAUGCAGACGCCGACCACGCCGAUAACACGCAGUGCCUCGACUGAACCUGAACCUCGCGUUCCAUUGCUCUUCUUUAGCAUAUUUGGUCGCAAGACCCCCGCAAACGACGGCGAGGCGCGUACAAUGCCUGUAAUCUCCGCCCCUAUACUCACGAAGGACGCCGGCACACCUACAAUGGAGGGCGACAGUGGAUUUGGUUCAUCCUGGGGAAGUCUCGUAGACAGGUCCGCCCUCGAAGAAAUACCGGUAAGGGAACGCCGUCGCCAGGAAGCCAUCUUCGAGUUGAUCACUACAGAAGCCGCCUAUGUCAGAGAUCUGCAGCUCAUCGUCGAGUUGUUUUAUACUCACUUGCUAGAGAUACUCGAUGAAAGGGCAGUCAAAGUUAUCUUCGCCAAUGUUGAAGAAAUCCUAUUAACAAAUACGACGCUUCUGAGCUCUCUCGAAGAGCGUCAGAAGGAAUGUAGGCUUUACAUUGACGCGAUUGGCGAUAUUCUCAGAGCGAAUAUGCCUGAAAUGGACAAAUACGUGGUAUACUGCGUCAAUCAAGCCUAUGCAAUCAGGGUUCUACAAUCGUUGCGUGAGUCUAACCUCGAGCUGUCUGCUCGCCUGCAGCGCCUUCGGGAUGACCCAGCAGCCCGGAACCUUGAUCUUUCGAGCUAUUUGCUUGUGCCGAUGCAACGAAUCACCCGUUACCCGUUGCUCAUCAAACAAAUUCUGCACUACACUGAGAUGAGCGAUGAUCGCAGGCAGAUAGAGAAUGCUCUCGCGAUCGCGGAGCGGAUCCUCGAGAACAUCAACGAGACCAUCAGAGAACAGGAAGGAAGAGAGCGUUUGAGAGUAAUUUCGAAGGAUUUAUGGCUUGGGCAUGGCCGUCUGGACCUGACGGCUCCGACCCGUUAUGGAAAGACUCGCAGACUACUCAAGGAAGGUACUCUUAUGAAGGCGAAGAGUGGGCGCCGUCUUCGUGCGUUCCUAUGCAGUGACAUCCUAGUCCUCACAGAGGACACGGCGAAGAGGCUGUAUCGCACGCCUAUUCCUCUCGGUGAAGUGCGGGUGAGAGAGAUGCCGGGGCACAGAGACGAUCUCGCAUUCCAGCUUGUGACGGCCUACCCUCGCGGAGGAGACACCAUUGCCCUCCGGGCUAACUCGGCGCGCGACUGUCAGCUUUGGAUGCAGGCCAUCGAGAAUGCUAGCAAGAUGUGUCGCGAAACCGAAAGAAAUGUUGCUUCACGAUAG